This is a messenger RNA of Didymodactylos carnosus, 2598 nucleotides long. The record is from the annotation of a GenBank genome assembly. NCBI's taxonomy places the organism in Eukaryota, Metazoa, Rotifera, Eurotatoria, Philodinida, Philodinidae.
AUGAUGUUCUCUGCUGCAAAGCAACGAAGAAUGGGUCCCUUGAUUUACUUUGUUUAUUUUUCUUCAUUUAAAGUCAUUGAAGUUAGCACGAACGUGAAUUAUACAAUAAGGUUUUUUGGAAUUACUGGUGACUGCCCAGCAUUACAAAAGAUAUUAAGCUUCAUCAAUCAUAAUGGCUAUUAUUGUUGUUGGCUCUGUUUUAUUCGUGGUGAACAUAUCAAUCGAAAAAGACAGUAUUUUUACCAACUUCCAAUUGAAUAUAGAACGCCGGAAUCAUAUCAGAAACAAGGCGAAACAGCAGAAAAAGAACAUCGUAAUGUGUAUGGUCAUCUUGGAGAAAGUUUACUAAAAAAUUUGCUAGAUGUUCCACUUCCAUAUUCCAUCAUUCUAGAUUAUUUACAUAUUUCGUUAUUACGACAUACAAAAUGCAUUUUACCUCAACUAUAUCAGCAACUAACCGUACCUCAACGGCGUUCAUUGGACAAAGCAUUCAAAGAACAAUGCUUUCCACAUUUUUUCAAUCGUAAAAUUAAACCAUUAAAUAAUUUAUCCUUCAUUAAAGCCACUGAACUUAGAAAUAUUAUAUUGUAUUGUCUACUUCCUUUGAUUCAACCACUGCUGCCAUCCGAUGUUGUCUCACACUUGGCUCUUUACGUGUGUUUCUUACGAUUAUUGGAUUCUAAACGAUUAUCUCGAGGAGAAACCAGUCAAACAGCCGAAAAUUUAUUUAAUUUAUAUUACAAAGAUCACGAACUCUACUACACUGGUCUACAGAACUUUGUAUUGCAUGUCCAAAUUCAUUUUCCAACACUAUAUGAAUUAGUUGGUGGAUUGUGUAAUAUAGGAACAUUUGGACAAGAAGAUUUAAUCGGAAGUAUUAGUAAACAGAAGCAUGGUAGCCGGUUUUACGGAGACUUAAUUACAUAUUAUUAUAAUAUUAAUUUUAAUCUUCAAAACAAAAUACAAACGUCUGUGAAAAAUUCCGGUCCAAUUGAUCCAGAUCAGAUGAAACCUUCACAAUAUCCCAUCGUUGAAGAUUUUCAUCAAAAACAUUGUAUUUGUGGUUCUGUUGAUACAUGUGUUACCAUUAAUCAGUCAUCUUUCACCAUGUCUAGUAUCCGUGCACAAAGAAAUCGUCGAGCACCGAACAAUUUUACUCCUACUCAAAAAACUCCACCACCGCCUUAUUAUUUGCUUUAUUUUGACAAUACUGAAUCCUACAUGAUUACAGCUAGGACGAGUUUAAAGCAAAUCGUUGAUAAUUAUGCUACGGUUUUAAUUAAAAAUAAACAAACUGAUGCUGAAAUUAUAGCAAGAGGAAGCAUGGAAUAUUGUAUGAUGGAACAAGCACGAUUAACGGAGGAAUCACAUUCUCAACGUGAAGAUGAAUCGGGAGACGAACACGGUUUGAAUGAUGAAGCUGAAGCUGAUCAAUCAACAGUAGGUGUUCGACAGAAUGAUUUGAAUCCACUACCACAUCAAAGAAAUGAAAGACGUCGUAGUCUAUCUCCACUUGGUUCUGUUCGUAACGAAGCACCGGCAGCUUCUCAACAUUUAUUCGAGAAUCGUCGUGUUCUACAAGAUACGUCCAAUACACAAGGUUCAAUGCGUGAUCGUUCAAGAUCACCGAUAAACCAUCGUAUGUCAUCAACAGCAGGUGCAGGUGGAGGACAAAGUGGUUCGGAUUGGCCAAAAGUCCGUCUAUAUUCUGCCAUGGAUUUACAUCAUGGAAUUCUUGCUGAAAAGAUUGAUCGAAAAUUUAGUGAAAUUACAAAAAAGAUGGAUAAACUGGCAAAAUCAACAAGAGCAGCUAAUACAGAACUGGAAUCCUAUUUAGAUCGUAGUGAGAAUGAUAGACGUCCUGCUGAAAUGAUAUAUGAUAAUCAGAAUUUAUUGAAUAUUGUUGGCACGAGUUACGGCGAUUAUGCAAGAAAAUUAAUGAAAAAAUUAUAUUCAAAAGAUGAUUUAAAAAAUUGUAUUUUACCACCAGCCAGAGAUCAUUUGAAACGUAAUGCAUUGGAUGAAGAAAAAUUUACUAUAUUAAAUGGUAAGUAGUAAAUUUUUCUCAGUUAAGAGCAAAAAGUUGAGCAAAUCGACGAGCUUUAGGCCUUUUUUCCCUUUCUCCUGCACAGAUCUUGAAUUGGCUCAUAAGUCGAGCAACUGGGUAUAAAAAGAGCAGCUAUGGUGCUCGUUGACUACUCACCAAAAGCUCAUUCUCUCUCCUUUCAGAAGAACACUAAGAAGAGGUCCACAAACUAUGGCUUAUUUUUGUUCACAUUAUAUUAGAAUUGAGCUUUAUUUCUGUUUUGAGGUGCGUUUUUUUACUCUCUUAUGGAAAAUGUGUCUCAAGCAGUUGUUACACUUCGCACCGACUUUUUCCGAUUUUCUUUUCAGAAAAAGAAGCAAAAUUUUUCCUGCUACAGUGACUACUAUCCGUACCAAAUGGUCGUGCAGUCGGUUGCUUUUUGAAUAACUCCUCGCGGGAGAUAGAUAAUGAAGUGCGGUUUUCAGCAUUAGAAAGAGGACACUUUAAGACAUCUUUUCAUAAGCGAAAGUCAGUUUCAGAAAAAUUUCCUAACUUCGUUUUCCAGGAGAUCU